AUGUAUACUACCCUACCUCCUAACCGUUACUAUAUGUUUCUAUACUGGUUACAUUCCCAGGUUAAGUCUCUACGACAUGAAAUACAGAGAUCAUAUCUGGGAACCAGUAGAAUAUAUGUCUGUGCUAUGUGCCAUCUGGACUGUGGGGAAGGAUCCUCACCAAAAAUGGUAAAUGGAUGUCCAAGUUGUACAGAAUGCGUCAAAGAUGCCAAAAGAACAUCACCUCCUGUUGCAUGUGCUAUGUGCUACCUGGAUUGUGGAGAAGGAUCCUCACCAAAAAUGGUAAAUGGAUGUCCAAGUUGUACAGAAUGUGUCAAAGAUGCCAAAAGAACCUCACCUCCUGUUGCAUGUGUUAUGUGCUACCUGGAUUGUGGAGAAGGAUCCUCACCAAAAAUGGUAAAUGGAUGUCCAAGUUGUACAGAAUGUGUCAAAGAUGCCAAAAGAACCUCACCUCCUGUUGCAUGUGCUAUGUGCUACCUGGAUUGUGGGCAGGGAUCAUCACCAAAAAUGGAAAAUGGAUGUCCAAGUUGUACAGAAUGCGUCAAAGAUGCAAAAAGAGCUGAUGUAUGUGCUAUGUGCCAUCUGGAUUGUGGGGAAGGAUCAUCACCAAAAAUGGUAAAUGGAUGUCCAAGUUGUACAGAAUGCGUCAAAGAUGCAAAACGAGCAGAUGCAUGUGCUUUGUGCCAUCUGGACUGCGGGGAAGGAUCCUCACCAAAAAUGGUAAAUGGAUGUCCAAGUUGUACAGAAUGCGUUAAAGAUGUGUAUUGCUCAAAAUUGUUUGAUUGUAUUGUAGUAACUGAAAUGCAAGCAACAUCUAUACUGAACAUUCGGAAAUGA
Molecule: messenger RNA, 837 nt
Organism: Mytilus trossulus (common blue mussel)
Lineage: Eukaryota; Metazoa; Mollusca; Bivalvia; Mytilida; Mytilidae
Product: keratin-associated protein 5-2-like
Exons: 13
Coding region: 1-837 (278 amino acids)
Source: RefSeq, a predicted model, not a curated record